Miscanthus lutarioriparius is the source of this 1020-nucleotide messenger RNA. The record is from the annotation of a GenBank genome assembly. Lineage: Eukaryota; Viridiplantae; Streptophyta; Magnoliopsida; Poales; Poaceae.
AUGUCAUGUUUACGCAUCCUUCUCCUGGGACCGCUGUUCCUCUGCUCGGGAAUCUCCGGCUCAUUGGCGUCAUCAGCUGGAUGCAGCUGCGGUGACAGCUCGACCCACGAUUUCUCCUCCUUCAGCAGUGGCUCUGCUGAUGAGUUGGUACUCCUCAAGGACGCCGAGAUCAGUAAUGGCGUCCUCCAUCUCACUGCAGACGACUCGAGGAAUCGCAACAGGUCCGGUGCCGCGCUCCUGCCAGCUCCGGUCAUGCUCUGGUGCCAAGACCCCGAGGACGUGAAGCAAAACGCAUCCUUUAAAGCCUCCUUCACCAUGGGCAUCAUGGAAAGGAGAGGAGAUGGCGGCCUCGCGUUCGUCUUGGUUCCCUCCCUCAACAGCCCCCCACUUGACAUCCUGGGCCUCAGCAACAACCCUUCUUCCAUGGCUACCUCUUCCUCCACUAGCAGCGGCUUCGUCACCUUCACGUUCGACACGGUGAAGCAGUCCUAUGACCCUGACGGCAACCGCUCCAUCAUCAGCAUCAACGCUGGUGUCUCCGUCUCCGACGACGUUGUUGCGCGUUCGUCUCUGAAUAUCACCGUCCCAACUAAUCUGCAGGCCGCUACAAAAAACUUCACCGUGUGGAUCGAGUAUAACAAUGGUGCCGGACGACAUGACCGUGCCGUAUCAAUAUAUAUGAAUGUCCAAGGGCAAGCGAAACCGGACAAAGCCGCCAUUGAUGUGGCCCUCAACCUUAGUGACCACCUCCCGCAGAGAGCCUUUGUUGGUUUAUUGGCUUGGACAGACGUGAGCUCCGAGCUCCAAUCCGUCCUGAGCUGGAACCUGAAAGUUACUCUCCCUGGCGACGGCACAAGCAUAGAUUGGAGGGUGAUACUACCGGCAGUUUUGGGUGGGAUUGCCUUCACUGGAAUCAUGAAUCUUUUCGUUGCCGUCUUCUACUUCAACUCCAAGUACAAUAAGCUCAAGAUGGAGCUGUCAUUCAGUCAAAGUCCUUCAUCUGGUGACAUGCAUGCAUGA